AUCAAGCAUCCUAAUAUCGUGCGACUGGUGGAAGUUAUUGAAACAGACAAAUACAUUGGUGUCAUACUGGAAUAUGCUGCCAGCGGUUCGCUGGCAGAACGGAUCUCUGCCAAGCAUUAUUACCUCAAGGAUAGUGACGCGUGCAAGCUGUUCUCUCAGCUAUUAUCAGCGGUAUGGUACCUUCACCAGAGGAAGAUGGCGCAUUGCGAUCUAUGCAUUGACCACCUCUUCCUCGAUCACCGGCGCAAUCUCGUCAUCACCAGUCUCGGGCUGGCUAUAUUUGGGGCAGAGAGCGACUUGGACAAGCUAUCAGAAAUUCGUCACAGUUCUCCGUAUUUCGUGGCUCCCGAGGCACUGCUAUCGAAUCGCGAAAACGAUCACUUUGCCUUCGACGUCUGGUCAUGCGGAGUCAUACUCUUCGUUUUGCUCGCAGGACAUCUUCCCUUCGAUGACGCGGCCGACCCAGAAGGGCGCGACCCUGCUCAGCUGCAUCGACUCAUCCUUCAAACGCGCGUUACAUUCCCCGAGCACAUUUCC
Messenger RNA from Punctularia strigosozonata HHB-11173 SS5, 537 nucleotides. Its product is annotated as kinase-like protein. The record is from RefSeq and is a predicted model, not a curated record. Gene Ontology annotation, biological process: protein phosphorylation. Gene Ontology annotation, molecular function: protein kinase activity; ATP binding. The transcript has a single exon. NCBI's taxonomy places the organism in Eukaryota, Fungi, Basidiomycota, Agaricomycetes, Corticiales, Punctulariaceae. The annotation marks the transcript as partial.